Babesia ovata is the source of this 231-nucleotide messenger RNA. RefSeq lists its product as uncharacterized. The transcript has 3 exons. The coding region runs from base 1 to 231 and encodes 76 amino acids. NCBI's taxonomy places the organism in Eukaryota, Apicomplexa, Aconoidasida, Piroplasmida, Babesiidae. The record is from RefSeq and is a predicted model, not a curated record.
AUGGCACCAUGUGCGACAUCGGCGCGCAUAGGCAUCAUCCGGCUCGGCGGCGCCGGGUCUGCGAGUGACCCUCGCCGACCAUAUUUAUCAAUAACCGCAGGCAGAGAUAAUAGUCGUGUAUUUCAAGAUGUCGAAAGCCGUCUACGCAAAGCUGUGGAUGGCCACAUCCCAGUACCACCUGAGGAGAACAUAUGGAUGGAUGCACGUCUGGUAGGUUUUAAACCAUCAUGA